CACGCUCGUCGUUUGAAGAUUGUUAGAAUUUUCAUAACAAAAUAACUCCAAAACUUUCUUCUCAAUCAGACAUAUUUGUGACCUGAGCUAUGCUACAUGUAUAUAUAGAUAUAGAGAUCAAUAAAUAAUCUUAGUACAUUAUAGCUAUGUAAUUACAUAUAUAGCAUAGUAAGAAAAUGGCAGGAUGGUCUGCAGAAAAGGCAACAAAAGCCUAUCUUGAAUCAAUGGAGAUGCAAGGACAGGUGUCUAAAGAGCCUGAUGCAGCAGAGUUCAUCUCAGCCAUGGUGGCCGGCGCGAGUGCGCGGCUCAUAGUCGUAGCCUGCGCCGAUGCAGCCGAGCCGACCGUGUCAGCGCUGGCGGCUGCAGCCCAUCACACAGCCGGAAAGGUGGUCUGUAUUCUGCAUGAGCUCGGCUCCAACAAAACAUUGGCGCCCAGCUUAGCAAAAGAAGUCGAGUUCGUUGUAGGGAAUGCAGAGUGGCUGAUCACAAGUGACUACGUCGAAGCCGACUGCGUAGUCGUAAACUGUCGAAUUCGCAACAGCGAACGUAUACUCAAAGCUGCGAGAAGCGCCAUUGUCUUCGGGUACAAUGCCGUUUGGACAGAGCCGUCGAGGUUGCAAGAAUUCGAUGCACGUUUGUUGCCGAUAGGGGAAGGCUUGUUGCUGAAUCGAACAGGCGAGACCGCGAAAAGGGCUCGAUGGGUUGUAAAAGUUGAUCGACUCACCGGGGAAGAGCAUAUAUUUAGGUUGAGGGCGAACCCGGCAAAGACUAUUUUUUCCCGAUAAGUAAAAAUCGAUGUUUUACCAAACCUGUACAGCUGAGAAACAUUGGAAAUCAAUACCAUCAACAUGUGUUAUUACAA
Messenger RNA from Andrographis paniculata, 862 nucleotides. RefSeq lists its product as uncharacterized. The transcript is spliced from 2 exons. The record is from RefSeq and is a predicted model, not a curated record. Lineage: Eukaryota; Viridiplantae; Streptophyta; Magnoliopsida; Lamiales; Acanthaceae. Bases 177 to 785 code for a protein of 202 amino acids.